AUGAGCCUUGGACAGGUGAUUGUUACAACUUGGAUGGUAUCUGUUGGCGACGCUCAAACAGAGCGUGUGUCGUCAACGGUCGAGGACGUCCUUGGGCUAGCCCAAGCAUCAACAAAUCAGAGUCGCCUUCCAAGUGACAUUAAGGCCACUCCAUUCUGCUUCAUCCUGUAUGCGGACAAGACAAGACUGUCGUCCCAUGGUACAGUAAAGGGAUAUCCUGUUGUGGUCCAUUGUGCAAAUUUGCCAGUUGGCAUACGGAACGGAGAGGGCAUCAGCGGUGGCCGUGUUUUGCAGGUAUCUGAAGAUGCAGAUGAAGAAGGCAAGCCAGGCUUCGUAAACCUCAAGUGUGUCAUAUGGCACGAGGCAUUCUUAAAACUGUUGGAACUGGUCGCGCAACACUCAAAGUCUGGUUAUUCACAUACUUGCUAUGACAAGAUCGCACGCUGGUUGUUUCCCAUUAUUCUGAUACUUUCUGCUGAUUAUGAAGAACAAUGUAUGAUGUCUCUCAUUCGUGGCCACCAUAGCAAAUGUCCCUGUCCAGUAUGUCUUGUACUGCUUGAAAAACUUAGCGAGCUAUCAAAGACAUUUGCAUUUAGAACAGUGGAAGAAGCAAUAGCCGCACUCAAUGUUUACAAGGAUUGCGUGCUGUUCGCGAAUGUUUUCUGGCUCAUUGCGCACUCUGACCCUCAUCAAGCCAUCAGUUUUGACUGCCUUCAUGCCCUCCAUCUUGGUAUGUGGAGGCACCUACUCGAGGAGUUGAAGAAAAUCCUCAAAGCGCUUGGACAUGAUGAAGAGUCAAAGGUCGAGAAACAGGUUGCUAGUUUCCCUCGAUGGCGCAAUCUUAAUCAUUUCAGCACCAUCAUCCACAUUACCUUCAGUGAUGGUAACAAGAUGCAAGAUCUAUCCAAGCAAGCCUUCUAUUCUGCAGUAGCUAUCUUCAAUUGGAUAGCUAUAUUGGUCUCGACAGUGCAUACAUCAAGCACACUGGCAGCAAUUGAUGCUGAACUACUCAUUUUUGAUAGCGCACUCAAGGAAUACAUCGAAUGUGCUCUCAAUUCUCCCAUUGUAGGUCUCAAGCUUGACUGGGACUUUCCAAAGGCGCAUCUCUGGAAGCACGCUGUAGCGAUGGUCACGGCAUUGGGCUCAAAACCACGUAUUUCCAUACUCACGUCAACACCUGAAACAUAUGCGCACAUGUCCGACGCACUUUCGCACAUGUCCGAGCCACUCCAUAUCGGAUCCGGUGCAUCGGACCUUCGGACAUCACAUUGGCCGAUCGCACUUCGCGUGCACUUGUCCAUCCCGUGUCCUAUCCAUCCGAACUAG
Molecule: messenger RNA, 1326 nt
Organism: Suillus bovinus
Lineage: Eukaryota; Fungi; Basidiomycota; Agaricomycetes; Boletales; Suillaceae
Exons: 10
Coding region: 1-1326 (441 amino acids)
Source: RefSeq, a predicted model, not a curated record